CAAUUAAAACAGUAUAUGAAAAUAGCUAGAGGACCAUUUUUAUUUAUUUAUUGACAUGUUACCAUUUGAAUAACACGUUUUGAUUUCUUAUUUGUACAUAUAUAUAAAUGUAUCCUUGUUACUACCACCACCAUUACGAUACCAAUCAGAGCUCUGACGCUUCUUCUCAACAAUGGCGACCAUUCCUUCCCACUACCACCUUCUUACCACUACCACCGGUCACCACUCUUCUUCUUCUCCGGUCAACACCAAUAACUUCUCAAAAAUCGAUUUUCCCGCCAAAUCCCGAGUAUCAUUAGCUACGAGAGCUUUGUCCCGAACCGACGAGUCUUCUUUAUCCGCCGUGAUCUCUCGCCUCGAGAGAGAUAGAAGGGAACAACAAGGCUUAACCGAAGAAGCGGAGGGACUCGGAGAACGGUGGAUGACGGCUGAGGAUAUCCGCCGGCGAGACAAAAAAUCCGAAGAGAAAAGAAGACUAAUCGACACGUGGCGUAAGAUCCAAGGCGAAGACGAUUGGGCCGGGUUAAUGGAUCCGAUGGAUCCUGUCCUCAGAUCGGAGCUGAUCCGUUACGGCGAAAUGGCUCAAGCUUGUUACGACGCUUUCGAUUUCGACCCCGCUUCCAAAUACUGCGGCAGCUCGAGGUUCUCCCGUCUCGACUUCUUCGACUCUCUCGGGAUGAGCGGUUCCGGUUACGAGGUGGCGCGUUACCUCUACGCGACGUCCAACAUCAAUCUCCCUAACUUUUUCUCUAAAUCGCGGUGGUCUAAGGUCUGGAGCAAAAACGCUAACUGGAUGGGAUACGUCGCCGUUUCCGACGACGAAACCUCUCGUAACCGUCUCGGCCGCCGAGAUAUCGCGAUCGCGUGGAGAGGCACCGUUACGAAACUCGAGUGGAUCGCUGAUCUCAAAGACUAUUUAAAACCUGUAUCCGAAAACAAGAUCCGAUGCCCCGACCCGGCCGUUAAAGUCGAAUCCGGUUUCUUAGAUCUGUACACCGACAAAGACACAUCCUGCAAAUUCGCAAAAUUCUCGGCGAGGGAACAGAUCUUAGCCGAGGUGAAGCGUCUGGUUGAUAAACACGGCGACGACUCCUCCUCCGAUCUAAGCAUCACCGUGACGGGGCACAGUCUCGGCGGCGCGUUAGCUAUACUAAGUGCGUACGACAUAGCGGAGAUGGGAUUGAACCGGAGCAAAACCGGGAAAGUGAUUCCGGUUACGGUGUUGACUUACGGAGGACCGCGAGUUGGGAACGUGAGGUUUAAAGAGAGGAUGGAGGAGCUUGGAGUGAAGGUGAUGAGAGUGGUGAACGUGCACGACGUCGUUUCGAAGUCUCCGGGGCUGUUUUUGAACGAGAGUGCGCCACACGCCCUGAUGAAGAUCGCGGAGGGGUUGCCGUGGUGUUACUGCCACGUGGGGGAGGAGCUGGCGUUGGAUCAUCAGAACUCGCCGUUUCUUAAACCUUCUGUUGAUCUUUCUAAUGCUCAUAACCUUGAAGCUAUGCUUCAUCUCCUUGACGGGUAUCAUGGGAAAGGGGAGAGAUUUGUGCUGUCGAGUGGGAGAGACCACGCACUAGUGAACAAAGCGUCGGAUUUUUUGAAAGAGCAUUUACAGAUACCACCGUUUUGGCGUCAAGACGCGAAUAAAGGAAUGAUUAGGAACAGUGAAGGUCGUUGGAUUCAAGCUGAGCGUCUACGUUCUGAGGAUCAUCAUUCUCCUGAUAUCCAUCAUCAUCUCUCUCAGCUUCGUCUUGACCAUCCUUCUUGAAAUCAUACACAACACAACACCCACAUAUGUAUUAUAUUUUCCUAACUUGUAAAUUUUGUCUCGUCCGUCUUGAACAAUAAAGAACAUAUAUAUAGAAUCACAUCACUCAUCACUUGCAUGGUUUUGAUCCAUGUCUCCUGUUUCUUUUGUAUGUGUCAUUGCAUAUUUGAAUACAUGUGAACGUCCAAUUGUACACAAACACACAAGAUGAGUAAUAUUCAUGCAUUUUUCAUCAUGACU
Molecule: messenger RNA, 2005 nt
Organism: Capsella rubella
Lineage: Eukaryota; Viridiplantae; Streptophyta; Magnoliopsida; Brassicales; Brassicaceae
Product: phospholipase A1-Igamma2, chloroplastic
Exons: 2
Coding region: 173-1765 (530 amino acids)
Biological process (GO): lipid metabolic process
Molecular function (GO): glycerophospholipase activity
Source: RefSeq, a predicted model, not a curated record